ACUGCGAUUUUGGCUUAUCUGGUGUUUCGAUUGCAGGAUCCAACGUGAAAGGAAGUAAAUUGAAGUCAGACACCAAGAGUUCCAAGCUUUCCGUCAAUAAGAAAGCAGCCAUCACAUAAGCUGGGAAGAAACCGGGGAAGGCGGCCAAGGAUCCAAACAAACCAAAGAGGCCUGCCAGUGCCUUCUUCGUAUUCAUGUAAUUAUUAUCACCGCCUCUAUAAAUAUCUCGUUACUAAUGAAAAAUCCUCUUUCCGUCAAAUAUCUUUGGCAUUAACAUUCAAACAAACUGUUGAAGAAGUGAACAUAACAAUUUUUAAAAAAUCGUGGAUUCCAUGGGGAACCCAGAUCCGGGCUCCUUGUGGAUUCCACAGGGAACCUAGCUGGGUUCCGCAUGGAACCCAGAGGAACCCAGAUCUGGGCUCCUCGUGGAUUCCACGGGGAACCCAAAUCCGGGCUCCUCGUGGAUUCCACUGGGAACCCAGAUCUGUGCUCCUCGUGGAUUCCACGGGGAACCCAAAUCCGGGCUCCUCGUGGAUUCCACGGGGAACCCAGAUCUGGGCUCCUCGUGGAUUCCACAGGGAACCCAGUUUCUGGGUUUCCCAAGGAAGUUAGGAUGAUGAAGACGAUGGCAAAGAACGAUGAAGAUGAUGCCAAGGAUGCAGAGGAGGAUAAGGUGAGGAGAAAGAAAAGGAUGAAAGAUGUUACAGUUAAUUAUUUUUAGGGAGAAGAAAAGAGUAGAAAUGGGAAAUGAAAAGACAAAAAGAAAAUGAUGAUUUUUUA
Messenger RNA from Rubroshorea leprosula, 780 nucleotides. NCBI's taxonomy places the organism in Eukaryota, Viridiplantae, Streptophyta, Magnoliopsida, Malvales, Dipterocarpaceae. The record is from the annotation of a GenBank genome assembly.